AUGGAACGCCUCUGGCCUAGUAUCGUCGAGUCGUACAGUCCACAAUCCAUUGAAUUCGUGGGCACGCUUGUUGUGCAAGUCCUCUCCUUCUGGAGUCCCUCGCUCAUCUACCUCCUAUUGGAUGUGGCAUGGCCAUCAUUUUCCCAGAGACACAAAAUACAGCCAGCGCCGAAACAGCCAACCCGGCGUGAGAUCUGGAAAUGUUUCGUGGUCGUCGCUCAGAAUCAGUUGAUUAGUUCGGUCCUGCACCUCCUCCAGAUCCACGUCCUUAGACGAGGUGUUCCAUCGUACCGAGUUGAAUCCUCUCUCCCUGCAUUCCCAGAACUUAUUCGGGAUUUAUUCAUCAGUCUCCUCAUGAGGGAAGCUCUCUUCUACUAUGGCCAUCGAUUCCUCCAUCAGCCGUAUUUCUAUGUCCGCAUUCACAAGCGCCAUCACCAAUUCACUGCACCUAUCGCGCUCGCAGCGCAGUACGCCCAUCCUAUUGAGCAGAUCUUCGCAAAUGCGCUUCCAAUCACACUCCCGCCACAACUUCUCGGAAGCCAUGUGUUGACUUUCUGGCUUUACUUGGCCUACGAGCUCUUCAACACCGCAACUGUCCAUAGUGGGUAUGACUUUUUCCACAACAAGGCCAAAAUGCAUGACUUGCAUCAUGAGAAGUUUAAUUUGAACUACGGUUCGAUUGGUCUUCUGGACUGGUUUCAUGGGACUGACACGCUCGAGAAACGCCGGAAGGAUUGA
Molecule: messenger RNA, 738 nt
Organism: Aspergillus tanneri
Lineage: Eukaryota; Fungi; Ascomycota; Eurotiomycetes; Eurotiales; Aspergillaceae
Product: sterol desaturase family protein
Exons: 1
Coding region: 1-738 (245 amino acids)
Biological process (GO): ergosterol biosynthetic process
Molecular function (GO): iron ion binding; C-4 methylsterol oxidase activity
Source: RefSeq, a predicted model, not a curated record